Messenger RNA from Alternaria conjuncta, 882 nucleotides. RefSeq lists its product as uncharacterized. Gene Ontology annotation, molecular function: catalytic activity. The transcript is spliced from 3 exons. The coding region runs from base 1 to 882 and encodes 293 amino acids. NCBI's taxonomy places the organism in Eukaryota, Fungi, Ascomycota, Dothideomycetes, Pleosporales, Pleosporaceae. The record is from RefSeq and is a predicted model, not a curated record.
AUGGCAUCAGAAGACGAGUUCCAGCUCUUCACAUCCCUGAGAUACGAUCCAUUGCUGCUCCAGUCAGAGGAAAACUCAAGAGCCAUCUUGAACUUCGUCACGCCGUCGCCUUUCUACAUGCUCGCAUACCACCGAGACCGGAUGGUGGAAGCCGCACAGCACUUUGACUUUUUCGAAGUCGAGAAAAGACUGAAAGACGGAAAGGCUUUGCAUGAGGAACUGUUGAAGCGAGUGCAAGACGAGAUCAAGAAAACAGGAAAAGAUGAAGCAAUGAAGCUCCGCCUCCUCUUCGACAAAGCCGCCAACUUAACUGUGGAAUGUACUCCAAUACCAGCCGUCCCCCUCUCAACCCUCUACCCCCCAUCUCUAGACCCCCCAUCCCCAUCCCCACCCCACCAUCCCGCCAACACCAACACCAACACCACCACAAAACCCUUCACGCCCUCCCCCCUAACAGGCGGCGCCCUGCACCUCGGUCCCACCGACAGCCUCCCAGCCGGCGACUCCUCCCAAUCCUCCCAACCCCCUCCACCCCCCGAAUGGAAGAUAGCCCUCGACACAGCACCCACCCCCUCCUCCCCCUUCACCCUCCUCAAAACCACAAAGCGCGAAAUGUACGACCAAAGCCGUCUCCGCGCCUUACCCCCCAACCCCGCUGGUCCCGCCUACCGCGAAGUCAUGCUCUACAACGAAGUCCGCGAGCUAACCGAAGGCACGCUAACGUCUCUGUACUUGUUCCGAGGGGGGAGGUGGGUUACGCCGCCUGUAGGCGUACCCUCAGGAGAGUUUUCGGCUAAGACGCUGAAGGACGAUGGGGCUGAUGAGGGGGAGCUACGGAAGUCUUUCGCGGGGAGGGGCUGGGGGGCAGAGGGGGACGAGUAG